Messenger RNA from Xenia sp. Carnegie-2017, 1789 nucleotides. RefSeq lists its product as uncharacterized. The record is from RefSeq and is a predicted model, not a curated record. Lineage: Eukaryota; Metazoa; Cnidaria; Anthozoa; Malacalcyonacea; Xeniidae. The transcript has 5 exons. The coding region runs from base 203 to 1789 and encodes 528 amino acids.
UACCAAAUGCCUUGUAAAGAUUGGGGUCACGUAAAGUGGUAUAAUCAGUUUCACUCAUUAUUCAGUAACAUUAUUCGUUGGUUGACGUCAUCGAGUUAAGCAGUCUGAAAUUCUCAGACAAUGUUCUCUUAGCAGUGUUCCUUCAUAUUACUAAAAAAGGUGAAUGGGAAUUCCCAAGUAUUAACUGGGGAAUCACCGUUGAAUGAGAAAAUUGCUUGUACCGUGUUGCUGCUUAUCACUUAUGGUGAGGAAGACGUCAAGCAGCAAUUUUGAGAAGAUAGUGCGAAACACAGGAAUUCGAAAACAAGAUCAUAAGUUGCGCACAUUAUUUCCGUGGAUAGGCGUCAAUAUAUUGUUACAGAUUGUGGUCGAGAAGAUCGUGCUUAAUAUUUUCAACAAAAGAGUUAGUCAUGAGCGAUUACACUCAUCAAGAGGAGGUUCCCUCGAGAAGGUUGUCAUUCUGGUUAACAACAGAGAAGAAGACAUGUUUCCGGAUAAAGAGAUAAGUUCAAUCUUUGAUCGAAAUGUAUUCGGUACAGAAAAUUGUUCCUUUGAAGUGAAUCCAGUGGAUCAAGAAAUAAAUGUCGCUAAAACGACACAAAAUAUCAGUGUAUUUGUUGGUGAACGUAGUCAACGCAAUGUUUUCAGUUCGUUUGAACAAACUGGUGACGGGAGUUAUCGCAACCAGACAAGUGAGAUCGAACCGUACCAUCAAGGAGAACCAGAUUUUCAAGCUAUGCAGCUGGACGAUAGCCUUCUCGUUAACAACAGAGAAGAAGACCUGUUUCCGGAUGAAGAGAUAAGUUCAAUCUUUGAUCGAAAUGUAUUUGGUACAGAAAAUUGUUCCUUUGAAGUGAAUCCAGUGGAUCAAGAAAUAAAUGUCGCUAAAACGACACAAAAUAUCAGUGUAUUUGUUGGUGAACGUAGUCAACGCAAUGUUUUCAGUUCGCUUGAACAAACUUAUGACCGGAGUUAUCGCAACCAGACAAGUGAGAUCAAACCGUACCAUCAAGGAGAAACAGAUUAUGAAGCUACGCAGCUCGGCGAUAGCCUUCUCGUUAGAAAGAGAGACCUGAAUCCAGUGGAUCAAGAAAUAAAUGUCGCUAAAACGACACAAAAUAUCAGUGUAUUUGUUGGUGAACGUAGUCAACGCAAUGUUUUCAGUUCGAUUGAACAAACUGGUGACGGAGUUAUCGCAACCAGACAAGUGAGAUCAAACCGUACCAUCAAGGAGAACCAGAUUAUGAAGCUAUGCAGCUGGACGAUAGCCUUCUCGUUAAAAGAGAGAGAAGACCUGUUUCCGGAUGAAGAGAUAAGUUCAAUCUUUGAUCGAAAUGUAUUCGGUACAGAAAUUUGUUCCUUUGAAGUGAAUCCAGUGGAUCAAGAAAUAAAUGUCGCUAAAAUGACACAAAAUAUCAGUGUAUUUGUUGGGGAACCUAAUCAACGCAAUGUUUUCAGUUCUCUUGAACAAACUGGUGACGGGAGUUAUCGCAACCAGACAAGUGAGUUCGAACCGUACCAUCAAGGAGAACCACAUUCUGAAGCUAUGCAGCUCGACGAUAGCCUUCUCGUUAACAACAGAGAAGAAGACAUGUUUUCGGAUGAAGAGAUAAGUUCAAUCUUUGAUCGAAUGGAUUUUCAAUCAUUGCAGCUCGUCGUCAGCCAUCUCGUUGACAACACAGAAGAAGAUACGAUGCAUAAUGAUAAUGACCCUGAAAAUUGGUUCUACUUUUCUUUCAGUGAAAGAUACGAAGAGCUCGAUUUGAUGUCAACGAUUUCAGAACUUUGA